Molecule: messenger RNA, 821 nt
Organism: Mangifera indica (mango)
Lineage: Eukaryota; Viridiplantae; Streptophyta; Magnoliopsida; Sapindales; Anacardiaceae
Product: HVA22-like protein e
Exons: 5
Coding region: 118-531 (137 amino acids)
Source: RefSeq, a predicted model, not a curated record
AACCAUCAACCGUUUUCUUCAACAUUCAGUUGCUCUUUGUUUUAUUCUCACCUCUUUCUGUCUUCCAACCAUAACCCACCAAAAAUAGCGACAGCUACAGUAGAUUAAAUCACAAAGAUGAGUCGUUUUUGGACUUUGCUCACACACGUUCAUUCACUAGCUGGGCCGGUUUUGAUGUUGUUGUACCCCUUAUAUGCAUCAGUUUUAGCUAUAGAAAGCCCGUCGAAAGUGGACGAUGAGCAGUGGCUUGCUUAUUGGAUCUUGUAUUCAUUUCUGACUCUUACGGAGAUGCUACUCCAGUCAGUUUUAGAGUGGAUACCAAUUUGGUACACGGUGAAGUUACUGUUCACCGUGUGGUUGGUUCUACCACAAUUCAGGGGAGCAGCUUUUAUUUAUGAUAGGUUUGUAAGACAGCAGAUAAAGCAGUACACAGAAGGCAAAGUUCAGCAGGAUCACAAGCCUCCGGAAUGCAAAGGCAAGGGCAAGAAAAAGUCUGUGGACUUCAUUGUACCAAAAAAAGGAGAGCAUUGAGAAGCAACCUGAAUCGCCCUUGGCUUUUUAACGCGUGGAUCUUUCGGUGUUUAUAUAAAUGAAAACUUUAAAUCCGUGUAGAAUAAGUUAAUUACUUUUCUUAAGGCUUUUAUAUGAAGUCUGCAUUUGUCAGCAACAAUGGACCCCUUGAUAUUAAGUUAAACUACCACCAACAUUUCAUUUUCACACUAGUUUAACUGAUGGCGUUCUUGCAAUUUUUUUUAAAUGUAUUUUUAAGAUGUUCUAUAAAAUAGCUCAUGCCAUGAAUGAGUAUCAAUAUUUAUAUUGUC